This is a messenger RNA of Athalia rosae (coleseed sawfly), 2800 nucleotides long. It is a transcript of the gene Septin4, whose product is annotated as septin-2. The record is from RefSeq and is a predicted model, not a curated record. The transcript has 9 exons. Gene Ontology annotation, biological process: regulation of exocytosis; cytoskeleton-dependent cytokinesis. Lineage: Eukaryota; Metazoa; Arthropoda; Insecta; Hymenoptera; Athaliidae. Gene Ontology annotation, molecular function: GTP binding; molecular adaptor activity; GTPase activity. Gene Ontology annotation, cellular component: synaptic vesicle; septin complex; microtubule cytoskeleton. The coding region runs from base 341 to 1411 and encodes 356 amino acids.
GCAGUUCCCCACUCUGUUCAACCCUUGGAAUAAUUUUUACCCUCCACACUGGUAUUCAUCGAUGAUAAACUCAAUAUUAUUACUGUAAACAGUAGGUCUGGGACGUACAAUUAUUCGACGUAAUACAAAAGUCGUUCUUUAUCAGACUGGCGUCUGUACAGGUGCAGAUCACAUUUGAAUAGGUGUAUAAUAAUAAGCGGGUAGAGCAUUUGAUUGUCAUACACAUAUCGGUACACGGAUUACGAUAUGUCUGGCGUAAGACAGGGACUAUAUCGGGUUCGCAACGCUACCCGAACAAGUUCAUCGGAAAUCUGUCAAAAGAGGGUUCGAAUUUACAUUGAUGGUUGUCGGCGAGACCGGGCUUGGAAAAUCAACGUUGAUAAACAGCCUGUUCCUAGGGGACCUAUACAAAGAUCGUCGCAUUCCUGACGCCCUAGAACGGGUCGAGAAGACUACGUCGGUUGAGAAAAAAACAAUGGACAUCGAGGAAAGGGGUGUUAGAUUGCGGCUAACGAUCGUCGAUACUCCAGGAUUUGGCGACUCCGUAAAUUGUGAUGACACAUGGAAAGCUUGUUCGGCGUACAUUGAUGAGCAAUUCCGUCAGUAUUUCACCGAUGAAAGUGGACUGAACAGAAAAAAUAUCCAGGACAACAGGGUUCAUUGUUGCCUAUACUUUAUUCCACCCUAUGGCCGUGGUUUGAGGCAGAUGGACUUGGAAGUUCUUCGACGACUGCAUCGCAAAGUAAAUGUAGUACCUGUAAUAGCCAAAGCAGAUACGCUCACAGCCCUUGAAGUAAAAAAUCUGAAGGAAAAAAUUCUGGCCGACAUCGACGAGCAUGAAAUCCAGAUCUACCAAUUUCCGGAUUGUGACAGUGACGAAGAUGAGGAUUUCAAGCAACAGGACAAAGAACUGAAGGCCUGCGUUCCUUUUGCUGUGAUCGGAAGUUCCACAGUUUUAGAAGUUGCUGGACGUAAAGUACGUGGCCGACAAUAUCCUUGGGGUGUAGUAGAAGUGGAAAAUCCGAAACAUAGCGAUUUUGUGAAGCUUCGAACGAUGCUUAUUUCAACUCAUAUGCAGGAUUUGAAAGACGUGACACAAGAUGUACACUAUGAAAAUUUCCGGGCUCAGUGCAUUUCGCAAAUUUCCCAACAGGCGAUACGGGAACGGAGUAAACUAAAGAGGGAUUCUGGGCCACACUUCGAGCACAGUAUAUCGGAUACGGACAGGCUUCUUUUACAAAAGGAUGAAGAGAUACGUCGGAUGCAAGACAUUCUCGCCCAGAUGCAAGAAAAAUUGAAGGCGACUGGUCAAGGCAGUGGAAUUGCAAUGCGCGGUCGAGUAGGAAGUCUAGGCAACGACUUAGACGUUGCGGAUGCUGAUAAAAAGCGGAACAGUAUUAUAGACGUUUAAAUACAAGGUAAUCACAAGUUACGGUUAACUCAUAAACCUGUAGGAGUGAUUUGAAUUAUUCUUGGUUGGAUACAUUAUUAUUUUUAAUCAACGCAACAAAAGAAAAUUAAUGAUACAUAAGGAAUUCGAUAAUAGCACAAAAUGAAAUUCUAAAAAUCUCACGAUUUUCAAGUAGUCAAAAAAAAAGCUAACCGCUUCCUUGCGCAAUAUAUUAUAAAUUUCGGGUGACUGUUUUGCUGCACACUCGUAUUACAACAAUUUAAGUGAGAAUUUCAUGAGUAUUAUUACAUUUAUAGUUACGUAUUGGUGUAUGAAUGUGUAGGCAUUUAUAGGCACACAUUAGUAUGAUAUACAUACAUAUUAUAUAGUUGUGUGCGACUAUGAUAAUUGAUAAUAUAUAUGGGAGUAUAUUUAGGUACAAUUAUACAAGAUAUAGGUACGUCUAUGCGGUAUAUUAAUCAAAUUGUGAAACAUAUAUCUAUGGUACAAUUUUUUGUAACUAUAAUGACAAAUGAAAAUGAGAAAACCGAAAUAUACAACGUAGCCCGUAAUUGUGGCCGAAUUGUAAAUGCUUAGUUUUUUUUUAUUACAUAUAAAUUCCCAAAAUUGUACAGCUUCAGAAAAGUAAUCAUUCUCUUUUAACUUAUAUUACUUUGUUCAUACGUACGAUAAUAAUAGUGGAAUAGAGAAAAAACAACAGAUAGAAAAUAAAUAUCACGUAACACCUCAUUUUUGAUAAUAAAUCUUGUACUUAACAAUAAAAAUAUUAUACAAACAUGAAUGAAAUGUCUAAUAUGCUAAUAUACAUUCAACUGGCAAAUAUACAUUUCGAGUGACGUAUCAAAUAUUCUGCAAACAAAUAGUAUAACACAGUUUAAAUAAUUUGAAAAAUACAAAACACGUUAAAAUAAUAAAAAUUAGUGUUUAUUCCAGAUUAUUAUACGCUCUAACUGUCGUAAUCUAAUUGUAAGUAGAAAGACCCGUUUAUUUUUAAUACACGUAUAAUAUCAAUCGUUUAGAAGAUUAGUCAAUCAAAUAAAUAACAAUAAAUAACCUGGUUAGGAAAUUAUACAAUGGAUGAUGAAAUUGAUCGACAAAUACAAUAACGGCUUACAUUUAAAAAUUUAUGUAUGAAAAAUCCGAGUUUUUUUUUAUAACCGAUCAAAAUCAUAGUACGUGACAACUAAAGUCCUUGGCAGAGGAGAUUAGGUUCUAUACAGGUAUUUUAAGCACGUUAUUUCCUUAUAAUGUCAUUAAUCUGUAUGUAUAUGCGUGAUGGUUAGCGGUGGCCCUUUUUCAAUUAAUUAUUUAGGUAUAGAAUAAUAGGUUUCGUAAUUAACAUAAAACUAUUAACCAAAAAGAUUCGUGACUAUUGAAUUAAAACCGUUG